This is a messenger RNA of Echinops telfairi (small Madagascar hedgehog), 3114 nucleotides long. It is a transcript of the gene CHRM5, whose product is annotated as cholinergic receptor muscarinic 5. Bases 340 to 1938 code for a protein of 532 amino acids. NCBI's taxonomy places the organism in Eukaryota, Metazoa, Chordata, Mammalia, Afrosoricida, Tenrecidae. Gene Ontology annotation, biological process: G protein-coupled receptor signaling pathway, coupled to cyclic nucleotide second messenger; adenylate cyclase-inhibiting G protein-coupled acetylcholine receptor signaling pathway; chemical synaptic transmission. The record is from RefSeq and is a predicted model, not a curated record. Gene Ontology annotation, molecular function: G protein-coupled serotonin receptor activity; G protein-coupled acetylcholine receptor activity. The transcript is spliced from 3 exons. Gene Ontology annotation, cellular component: synapse; dendrite; plasma membrane.
CUCCAGAAUCCUUAUCGUUGAUUCUAGGCAGCAGAUGUCAUCUGAGCUGGUUUACCCACCCGGGCCCAUCUAUUCAUUUGAGGGAGGGUGCAAUUUGUGACGGAAAGAGGAGGUCCUUGAGCCAGCAGCAUCGGCAGCACCUAGGAACAUGUUCCAAGGGAGCAUCUCGGCCUCGGUCCAGAGCCGCUGAACCAGAAACUCUGGGGACAGACCCCCAGCAAGCCAUGUUUCAACAAAGCCGGCUGGCGAUGGUGAGAACCACUAUCUCAAGGUGCUGGCUGAGAAGAGGUGACGUAUAAGAACCUAAGGCUGACUCCUCAUGUAAAUUCUGACACCAGCAUGGAAGGGGAAUCCUACCACAAUGCCACUACUGUCAAUGGCACCCCAGUCGAUCACCAGCCCUUGGCACGCCACGGACUGUGGGGAGUCAUCACCAUCGCAGCUGUAACUGCUGUGGUCAGCCUGAUCACCAUCGUGGGCAACGUCUUAGUCAUGAUCUCCUUCCAAGUCAACAGUCAGCUCAAGACGGUGAACAACUAUUACUUGCUCAGCUUAGCCUGCGCGGAUCUCAUCAUUGGGAUCUUCUCCAUGAACCUCUAUACGACCUACAUCCUGAUGGGACGCUGGGCCCUGGGGAGUUUGGCUUGUGACCUAUGGCUUGCACUGGACUACGUGGCCAGCAACGCUUCUGUUAUGAACCUUCUUGUGAUCAGUUUUGACCGCUACUUUUCCAUCACAAGACCCUUGACGUACCGGGCCAAGCGUACCCCAAAGAGGGCUGGCAUGAUGAUUGGCUUGGCCUGGCUGAUUUCCUUCAUCCUCUGGGCCCCGGCGAUCCUCUGCUGGCAAUACUUGGUGGGGGAGCGGACGGUGCCACCAGAUGAGUGUCAGAUCCAAUUCCUCUCUGAGCCCACCAUCACUUUUGGUACUGCCAUUGCUGCCUUCUACAUCCCUGUUUCGGUCAUGACCAUCCUCUACUGCCGCAUCUACCGGGAAACGGAGAAGCGAACUAAAGACCUGGCUGACCUCCAGGGCUCGGACUCCGUGGCAGGAACCAAGAAGAGAACGCCCCCUCACGGGGCCUUGCUAAGGUCCUGCUUUAGCUGCCCUCGGCCCGCAUCGGCCCAGAGGGAACAGGACCAGGCCUCCUGGUCCUCUUCACGCAGAAGCACCUCCACCAUUGGGAAGUCAUGCCAACCCACAGGCCCAAGCACUGACUGGGCCAAGGCUGAGCAGCUGACAACCUGUAGCAGCUACCCCUCCUCAGAAGAUGAGGAUAAGCCCACCACUGACCCUGUCUUCCAAGUGGUCUACAAGAAUCAAGCCAAGGAAAGCCCAAAGGAAGAAUUCAGUGCUGAGGAGACCAGGGAAACUUUUGUGAAAGCCCACAAGGAAAAAAAUGACUAUGACGCCCCAAAAUACUUCUUGUCCCCAGCUGCUGCUCAUACACCCAAGAGUCAGAAAUGCAUGGCCUAUAAGUUCAGAUUGGUGGUAAAAGCCGAUGGGACUCAGGAGACCAACAAUGGCUGUCGCAAGGUGAAAAUCAUGCCCUGCUCCUUCCCAGUGUCCAAGGACUCUUCACCAAAAAGCCUUGACCACAACCUCAGCCAUCAAAUGACCAAGCGAAAGAGGAUGGUCCUUGUCAAAGAGAGGAAGGCCGCGCAGACCUUGAGUGCCAUCCUGCUAGCCUUCAUCAUCACCUGGACCCCCUAUAAUAUCAUGGUCUUGGUCUCCACCUUCUGUGACAAGUGUGUUCCAGUGAGCUUGUGGCAUUUGGGUUACUGGUUAUGCUAUGUCAAUAGCACUGUCAACCCCAUCUGCUAUGCCCUCUGCAACAGAACCUUCAGGAAGACCUUUAAGAUGCUGCUUCUCUGUCGAUGGAAAAAGAAGAAAGUGGAAGAGAAAUUGUACUGGCAGGGGAAUAGCAAGCUGCCAUGAAAGGUCAACUCCCCAAAAGGAUGACCGCUGUCAACUUCCUCUGAAGAUGGGUGAGCUGAUCCUGGUGUGUUUCUUUUCAAAAGGACUCCUGUCAUUGCGAGUCCCUGAUGAUUUGAGGUCUAUCACAGCUGGUGUCACUGCUGCACACUGAAUGCUUCUUCUCUGGCACCAAGGUCAACUGCCGCUGGUGUUUGCCAAUGAAUAAAAAAAGAGACUCCUGGCUCUUCAUAAGGGGAGGCACACUGGUUAUGAUAACUAUGUACUUAGGGAACCUUUGUCUGACUUUCUGUGGAGAAGAGCCACAGAUGCCAUUAGAAACCUUCCCCUGUGGAGAGACCGCCAGGGUUUUCUGCAGUCUGUCUAUGAAGUUGUCUUGUAUCUGUGAGAACCAGGAGAAUGAAUGCUGGUGUCAUCUGCUAAGUAGAAUGAUACUCUAAGAAAAUAUUUCUUACCAACUGGUCAAUAUUUAUUACACAGGUCUUAUAAUGGUUUCUCCUGUGAUAUGUUUCCUUGCCCCUACAUCUGACUGAAGCUCUUGCUCUGUUGUUUCAUAAAUGAUACCAAUUUCUGGGGCCCACUGAGACGAUGCUGAACCCAAUGGGACCAUCUGUACUCAGAACCCUGGAUCUAGGAGGGCACUGAAGCCCAAUCAUGCCCAGUCCUUUUUAGAGGCCUCUAUUGUGCUAAGACAUACGAUCAAAUCUCAAUCGGUUAUUUUAGUUUUUACCAUCAGCAUCUUUUUCCUUUUAUCUAAACAAAUAUCACUUACUAUAUUUUGAGCUCAUGUGUGCUCGAUUUUUCAUUCUGGCUUAGGAAGAUUAGUUAUAUAACUUCUGUGGGUAAAGAUGGUCGUCAGAGUAGGUUUUUUUUUUUUUUUUUUUUUUUAAGGCAAAAUAUCAGGGCCGAGGGGAAAUUAUUUCAUUCCAUACUUUUGAAUUUCCAGGACUUUUCUCAGACUUUUGCUCCAGCCAGACAUGCUAUUUGGAUGGGAGGAGGUCCAAACACAUGUAUUGGUCCUUCAACACAAGGCCCGGAAAAGACAUACCUUUUUUUUCCCUCUCCAAAUUCACAGUAAAAUGAGAAAACCACAGUAGAGUUGAGGGUCCAGUGAAUCUGGCUAUGGUCAUUUAAAAUUAAAGUUGUAAAAUGCUUUGUUUCUCCUAAAAAAGAAAGAAA